Molecule: messenger RNA, 1557 nt
Organism: Loa loa (African eye worm)
Lineage: Eukaryota; Metazoa; Nematoda; Chromadorea; Rhabditida; Onchocercidae
Product: deoxynucleoside kinase
Exons: 11
Coding region: 20-1345 (441 amino acids)
Biological process (GO): mitochondrial electron transport, NADH to ubiquinone
Cellular component (GO): cytoplasm
Source: RefSeq, a predicted model, not a curated record
CAAUUUACAGAAAGCAAAGAUGGCAGGUGCGUUAUGUAAAUGGGUGCACACCGGUCAUCGAUUGCGUACUUCAUCAUCAUCAGUAUUUGGUGGGAUUGUGCAGUUUGUCAGCCAAAAACGGACAAUUGUUAAAAAGAGUAAAUUAAAACUUGAUCCAGACACUUAUCCAAAACCGUGGCCCUAUAAGGAGAAGGGAUACCGAUGGCAGCACGUUCUUGUUGAUCGGACGCUGAAGAGAUUUCAUGAAAAUUCGAAAUUGAUAGUGGUUGAAGGAAAUAUCGGUUCGAACAAGUCAGAUAUGGCUCGGUCACUUGCGGAUCGAUUAGGUUUUUAUUUUAUUCCGGAAUUUCAAAUGGAUGAAGUUCUGAUAGAUCGGUUUGGUAACGAUUACAGAAAUUACUAUCAUUUGUUUCCAAAAUCCUUCCGUCUGUUCGACAUGAAUAUGUUCUACAAGGAUCCUUUUAAUGACGAGACAGCAAAGAUGCGUGAUCGUAUUCUUAGAUGCAAGUUCGACCAGUAUUUGAACGCUGUAGCGCAUGUUAUGAAUACUGGUCAAGGUGUCGUUUUGGAGCGUACUCCGCAUACUGACUUUAUUUUCGCUAACGCAUGUCGUGUUAAAAAUUACAUUGGACCAGAAUAUUUUACCUAUUAUUACAUCGAGCGCAAGAAUAUGAUACCAAAUUGCCGCUUCUGGCCACAUCUGGUCAUUUAUUUAGAUGUGCCGGUCGAUAAAUGCUUGGAGAACAUUCGUCAGAAGGGCAGUACAGACAAAAUUGCAGUUGUCGAUCGGACCUAUUUGCAAACAAUCGAGGAUUCAUAUAAAGAUGCCUUGAAAGAAUUUAGGAAGCAUUCCGAAAUUUUGGUUUACGACUGGACAACGCCUGGAAAUGUGGAUAAUGUUGUGGAAGAUAUUGAAGAUAUGGAUUUUGAUUUCUUUGAGCAUCACAAAAGCGACGUUUUUGGAACUUGGGAAAAUGGAAAAAACGAACUAGACUACUCUAUUGCACGAAAUUUUGUAACGGACAAAAGAGAGGCACAUGCGUUAGCAUUUUUGGGUCUUCCUGAGCAUGAAUGUGGCGAGUUAUAUCAAAGUCCUCGAGAACUUGGUCGCUAUAUUCAGUGUAUUCAUAAUGAGAUUCUAAAAACACCAUAUGUUUAUUCGGCAAUCAAGAAUAAAGGCGAUAAGUUUGGUUGGUUCAGCAAAAUAAGCACAUUCACGAAAGGGGAACCAUGGUUUCAGUAUUAUUACAAGGACGCAUAUCUAGAAGAUCUUGUUGGUGUCCAAGAAGUAAUCUCCGAUCCAACACAUCAGAGUUACUAUAAUCAGAUUCAUAAUGAACACUAAGUUUUUCAUGAAUGUGUAUAAGUUCACACUAUCUCUCUCAUUUGUAGAAUUUUAGUUUACCGGAUGAUUUAAAUAUGUGAUAUCGUGUACAAAAUUGAAGUAUGACGAAGUGAUGAAAACUUAUCUAAAGUGUAAAGCAAAUUAAUUGAUUAAAUAUAAAAUCUGAAUAUGGGAAUAAAUAAUAUAGUAUUCUGGUGUUUUGCAAAAUGAUC